UUUUCCCCCAACCGACAAAGUCGCCUACUCUCUUGUAAGCCGAGAGAACUCGCAUAAUGCCUAUGGCCGUGGACGAGUACACAAGGGGGGCUCCAGACUGAUUUCGCUUAUUUUUUUGCCCCGUUGUCGGGUACCCCAUAGUGAUGGACCAGGUUCGGUCCAGUGCAUCGAGAAUCUUCAACAUAACUUCUGUCGAAGGCCGAGAUGAUUGGGAUGAGAAAUGCGAUCGUACAUAUGGAGUUGUGCAAAAUCUGAUAAAUGAUUUAUCAGAGAAAGAAGCUCAUGAUGCUCUCACUAGUGCUGUGUGCAAGGAUGCCAAAACUCAUGAAGAUGUGUGUGUUGGUCUAGUUUAUGUGAUUCUCACUGACCAACAAAAUGCUGCAAGGAGCUACCGUGACCUGUCAUUUGUCUCAAGGGAUGGUUUAGCCCUUGUUUUGACUCAUUUGACUCAACUAGUGGUUGAAAGGUUUCCCAGACUACUGGAUUCAGUACGCAGUCAAUUAAUUUGGCUCAUCAAGGAGCUAGUAAGGGCGAAUGUCACUGGGACUGACAUGGUGAUCUGGAAUCUAAUGAGGCAGAUUGCAGGUGGUGAUGUGGCAGCAAAAAACAUUUGGCUUGCUGACACUUUGAUGGAGUUAUUGAUUGACCAGAGAGUAUGGCUUGACAAGUUUCCAUUUCUCAUUGCCUCUGUGGUCUACACUUACCUCAGAUUGAUUGAAGAUCAUAUUAACCCAACCCAUGCAUUCAUCCGGCAAAAGGAAAUAAACUUUUGCAUCUCCUUAUUGAGAGAAAAAUUUAGUGAUUGUAUGGCCAUUGGAAGAGACUUGGUCCGACUUCUUCAGCAUGUUGCCCGCGUCCCCGAGUUUGAGCUAUUAUGGAGGGACAUUCUGCACAACCCUAAAGCCCUUUUACCAACUUUUACUGGUCUGUCUCAGCUUAUGCAGAUUCGAACGUCGCGUCGUUUCCUAUAUCUCCGCCUCACUCCCGACAUGGAGAAAAAGAUAAUCUUUUUGACGUCAUCUGUUCGCUUUGGUAAUCAGAAACGCUACCAGGAUUGGUUUCAACGCCAGUACCUGUCGACACCCGAGUCGCAAUCACUUCGAUGCGAUCUAAUUCGGUUCAUCGUGGGAGUUAUUCACCCGUCCAACGAAGUCCUCUGUUCGGAAAUAAUACCCCGAUGGGCCGUCCUCGGUUGGCUCCUCACCACUUGCACACACCCGGUUGCUGCAGCCCACGCCAAAAUGGCUUUGUUUUACGAUUGGCUGUUUUACGAUGGUGAACGUGAUAACAUUAUGAAUAUAGAGCCCGCCAUAUUAGUCAUGUACCAUUCGAUGAGGCCUCACCCUGCUAUUACUGCCACAUUGCUGGAUUUUCUUUGUAGGAUAAUUCCAAAUUUCUACCCGCCAAUGGCUAAUCAAGUCCGGUUGGGUAUUCUGACGUCGCUGCGCCAGAUAUUGGAAAAACGAGUGUUACCCUCUCUCUCCCCACUUAUGAACAACCCAAAGCUGGACAAGGAACUCCAGCUACUCAUUCAAGAAUCGUUUCCCGAGUUCUGCCGAGCAACGCAGAACAGCAGUCCGCCAACAGCUGACGGGGUUAAAACGGAGGAUUUUAAAGAGUUGGACGGCGACAGUAUGAUUGUCAGUAGCAGUAGUGAAUCUGUACUGGCUCCUCCUUCCCUCAUUCCGGCUUCCGAUACGCAUCUCAGUGACGAACCAGUCUUCAGCGAGGAAGAGGACCAGGAUGACAUUCCUAUUGGUAAGUGUCAUGUUUUCACUAUGGCAACAUAUUUUUUUUCCCUUCCUAUUACUGUUCUAAUGGUUUCUUUGCAUACCUGUUUAGCCACCAAGAUAAAGAUGAGAGGCAAGAUGACCACGAAUUCUGUGCGAACAAUUCCUCCUCAAUUACUUGAAAUUUCCAACACUGUGGCCCAACUCGACGGGGAUGUACGGGUCUACGUUGAAAUGCUCGUCUCUGAAUCGGAUAUUGAAGCACGUUGCUCUGCUGUGGAGAAUCUGGUCCAGUCGAUUUCUCAAGAUCCUCUUGAAAGCGACCAAGCUCAAAUGUUGGUUCAAUGUCUGCAUGCCAUAUUCCUGCAUGACCUGAGUACAACGCCGUUACUCACAGGGUCUCAGAUCAACUCAGAAGCCAUGGAAGAAAGCAUAUCACGCCCCAUGUUCGUCCUACUCCGUUGCUUCGCAGAGAUGGUUGAUGAUGAUUCAAAGAGUCGGUCUCCAAUAACGGAGUUGCUAGUGGAGUUGUACAAGCUCCAGCCUAAGACGGGUUAUUUUCUCUUAUACUUUUUACGAGCAAGUAAAGCCAACGAAUCCAAGUUUGCUUCCUAUCGAGAAGUCUGCCAAGCUCGGGAUAUGGAAGUAGCUCAUUGUUUGCUGGAAGAUUUGAAGAUCUGUGCUGAUGAUGACGUCAAUCUACUCUGCUACAUGGCAGUGGACGUGUUUCAAAAGUUCCCAGACGAGAGUCGCAACAAUAGUGAGCUUUUACAUCUAUACGUAUCAAACAUUGACGGGACGCAGCUCUACCAACUCGUGGUUCAGUGCUUACUUGGUGCCCUGGUUCUUUUUGAUAAAGAUCCUUCCGUCAUCGAGUUGCUGGUAUCUAGCCUUGAGUGGGAGACAUUUGAACAGAUGGCCUUAUGGCAGCUGGUGGCGGCCCACAACAUACCUCUAUCAAUGUUACUCUCUCUGCUUCCCAAGCUAAAGGAAGACCAGCAUUGCGAAGCACUCACAGCGCUCAUGGCGAUGAUCAAACACGAGCGCCCCAAUAACGACCUUAUGAAGGCACUGCUGAGUUGUCCAAUCGAGAGCUUCAUCUCUGCGUUGCUAUCUCAUUGGUCGAUGGAAUCGUCAACACUACUGGCACAGAUAUUGGCCAAUCAGUUCAACUCGGCGCUCAACAUGAAUUCACUUCCCGGGGGUCUUUCGUCGAGCAAUUCGCCGGGAAAGCGGAAGAGGACAACGAUGAACUCGCUUUCUGCUGCAACUGGUUUCAAAGUUACACCAACCCCUGGUUCUGGCAUUGAUUCUUCUAUUGAAUUGAUGAUGACGCACAUGGAAAUACUGAGAACAUGCCUGACGGCCAAUUUGCUGACGAAAAAUGGCAAACAGCAGCCGGCAGAGAUCAAAGUCUUUGCUCACGAGAGCAUGCAGCAGGCGCUACAACAGGUGCAACAAGUAUGUAACGACUCGCAAAAGAAAAAGUUCAGUGACCUUUUCUCGCUGCUGGACACAAACGACGAGCCGGAAGUGAGUAGUGGUAGUCGGCGACCCGCCGGACGAGGAAAUAAACGAACUGGCAAUCGAGUGACGACCAAUAAUUCGAACCGCAACAGCAAGCAAUCGAACAAGGAGGAGAGCGAAGACGAGAGCAGCGAAGAAGAGAUCAUCAUUAAGCAGCGGACGGCCAAGAAGAGAAGGAAAGCCACGGUCGGGUCGGACUCUGACUGAGAGUAGAGAUGGAGUAAAACAACAACAAAAUAAAAACAUUACAAACUAUAACAGUGGCACAAAAUUGUGUGAUCGACUGGCCUGUGACCGAGUCUGUGAAUGAAGUUCGAAUCAUUCGACUUUUUAUUUAAAACAAACAUCACUCAUCAUAGACCUGCCAUGACUUUGAAUGAUCCGUUCGACGACUGCCAUACCAGGAGGCUUGUUAUUCCAUUGGGUGAUCGUUCCGAGUCUUGGGCUGUUCUUUCUCAACCUCUUUGACCGAGUCGUGGCUCUUGAUAUUCGUUCUUUUUUUUUUCUUUUUUCAGCAAUGUCGUCCUGAUUGAGUGUACAGCAAAAAAAAAAUGGGCACAGUCCAUGGUGUGACCAUUCAAAAUUGUAAAUACAUCUGUUUCUCAUUCUAUUUCGAAAAAGUGGGAUAACCCCCGUGUAAAAAGAUUUCUCGCACCGUUUCCCCUCGUUUUUCUUCCUGAGCUCAUACAAGUGUUGAAGAGGAACAAUAAAAAUCAAAUGAAAAUUG
Messenger RNA from Daphnia pulex (common water flea), 3984 nucleotides. RefSeq names its product integrator complex subunit 3-like (gene IntS3). The transcript has 11 exons. NCBI's taxonomy places the organism in Eukaryota, Metazoa, Arthropoda, Branchiopoda, Diplostraca, Daphniidae. Bases 144 to 3464 code for a protein of 1106 amino acids. Gene Ontology annotation, cellular component: cytoplasm. The record is from RefSeq and is a predicted model, not a curated record.